This is a messenger RNA of Penicillium antarcticum, 1884 nucleotides long. RefSeq lists its product as uncharacterized. Bases 1 to 1884 code for a protein of 627 amino acids. NCBI's taxonomy places the organism in Eukaryota, Fungi, Ascomycota, Eurotiomycetes, Eurotiales, Aspergillaceae. The transcript has 3 exons. The record is from RefSeq and is a predicted model, not a curated record.
AUGCUGCCUUUCAGCGUCUUACUGGUAUGGUUAUGCCAGACUGUGCUGGCACAGUACUCCAGUGAUGACCUCUUUUCCUUCGUUACGCUCCCCGACGUAAGGGCAGUGAAAUUCAACAUCAAAUACCACAAUCGCGAGCGCGUCAGUCCCGGGUACUGGUUUGUCUCGCCGUACCUACACAUCGACCCCGAUCCACCGAGUAGUUUGUACGAACAAUACCAGAUCGGUCCGCACAUCUACGAUGACGAAGGGCGCCUCGUCUGGACCGGCUCGCAACAGUUCGACAACCGCAAUGUCUUCGAUUUCAAGGUUACCAACAGCCUCGGCCCCGACCCACACCUCUCUAUGGUGUUGCAACACUCGUGGGAUGGAGGAGAGGAUUCUGGAUUUGGAAUUGUCUUGAGAAACGACUAUGAACAAGACCGGAAGCUUCCUUUGCGACGCGACCUGGGUAUUUUCGACAUUCACGAGUUCAACAUUCGCCCCGAUGGCAAGUCCGCGCUGCUCUCCAUCUACCUCUCCCACGAAAUCACCCUUGAGGAAUACGGUCGGCCCGGUGAGCCUACCUGGCUCGAGACUGGUGGCUUUGCCGAGAUCGAUAUGAGAACAGCGGAGGUGAUCCAGUGGUGGGAUUCAUUCAAUCGGAUUACUCUUCGGGAGACUGUGCAUUACGGCCCGGCCUCCCCAGCGGAAGCACACCCAGGUUGGGAUUAUGUGCAUAUCAACUCGGUUGAUAAGAAUGAUGCUGGUGACUACCUGAUCUCGGCACGAUUUACCAACACCAUAUAUAUGAUCUCUGGUAUCAACGGAGACAUUAUGUGGCGACUGGGUGGAGCUUAUACUAAUUUCCAGCAAGACUUUGUCUUCUCCAAGCAGCAUGACGCGAAAUUCGUGGAGUCGAAUGGAACACACCAUAUCAUCUCUUUCUUGAAUAACGCUUCCGACGAGGAAUUUAACGAGGAGAACAUGUCGUCGUCUAUGUUUGUGGAACUGGACACUGGCGCAAACCCAAUGACCGCCCAUGUUAUCCGACGUUACAACCGCCCUGACCGCGAGCUCUCGAGGCUGCGUGGAAACACCCAGCUGCUUCCUAAUGACAAUGUGUUCAGCUGCUGGAGCAAGGCAGGCUAUAUCUCCGAACAUGCAGCUGACGGAGAGCUCUUGUUUACUGCCAACUUCACUUCUCCCCGCUACUCAAGCUACCGAGGAUACAAAUUCGAGUUUACUGGUCGUCCCAAAAACCCGCCCGAUGUGGUGGCCUCGGUGUCUGGCACCGACGAGACAAACAUGGUGACCUCUUUCUGGGUCAGCUGGAACGGAGCCACAGAUGUCGCGACAUGGAACUUCUACGCACAAGCAUCUGAAUUCCAUGUCCCCGUGCUCAUCGGAUCAACCCCCAAAUUCGACUUUGAAACCAUGUUCGUUGCAGCCGGUUACCUCGACUGGGUAUCCGUCGUGGCCCUAGAUGCCAACGGCACAGCCCUCGGCAAGUCCGCGGUCCAUCGUACCAAGUACCCGAACUGGAACUCAGUCGGAUACAAAGGAAAGUCGACCUCGCCCCGACCCAACGAUCCCUCAAUUAUCUACCAAGCAAGCGACAAGGUCGGCGGCGACAACGUCAUGGACGAGGCUGGCCGUACAUCCUCCGAUGCAAUGGACGCCCAAACCCAAAAGACCAUCCAAGUCCUCAACCACUCUUACGAGGCUAUUCGCAGCAUUGGCGGGACGUUCGCUUUCAUUUUACUUUUUUGCUUGUUCUUUAGUGUUUUGGCAUGUUACAUGGUUAUUCGCGGCUGGCGGGUCCGGCUCUACCAGCGUCUCAAGAUGGAGGAUAGAUACCCCGAGGAACAGGCGCAUCUGCGGUCUAUGCAUCAUGAGGAUUGA